AUGUGGGGCCAGGCCGCACUACCACUCGCGCUGCUUCUUGUCACGCCACACGAUCCUUCUGUCUUGACCACCAUCUCUUGUCUCUCCGACUCAUAUCGUGGGCAAUUCGGUGGGAACAGCGUCUUCAUUGUUGACGAUGCCUGCUUGAGCUCUUCGACCGGUCUCCUCGGUGAAGGGUCUGUCGUUCCUCUUGAUGAUACAGAUCGCCAGCUUGUCUGGUUGGAGCAAGAGGUCGUGGAGGACACGUUGGGGCUGCCCUCCCCUGAGGACAUAACCAGCUUCAUCUCUGCGUUGUCAGGCAGCCCCUUCACUGCGCAAGAUGGAGAGCAGCAGGUCCUUGCCGAUUCCUUGUACGGAAACGUUGUGCUCGCAGAGACAGCGUCCUCCAUGGUCAUCUCCGUUGCACCCGAGGUUGCGCGCACAAUUGACACUCACCUCCCCCGCUUCUGGAAGUCGGCUCCUAUCCCGCCCAAGUCCGUACCAUACGUACCAAUAUCGUCUGCCGCAUCGCAGCGCGUCAAGGAGAUUGCCGCGUCCGUGAAGUUCGACCCGGUCGUCGCAUCGAUCGUAGGGAAUCUGUCCAUCACCCAGAUGCGCAAGGACGUGCGCUAUCUCACCGGCGAAGACCCGUCCUCUGGCAUCGUCUCCCGGCACGCGUUCUCCGAGGGUGCACUCCAGGCUGCGGCCUGGCUGAAGGAGCAGUUCGAGAGCACCGGUGCCUCUUGCGAGCUCAAGCCCUUCCUCCGCGGUUUCUCGCCGAAUGUCGUCUGCACGUACGCGGCGACCGAGGACACGACCGAGACGAUGCUCCUGAGUGCGCACUACGACAGCCGCGGCUCAUUCGGGAGCACUCGCGCUCCGGGCGGGGACGACGAUGGCUCGGGCACAACCGCCCUGCUUGCGAUCGCACGCACCAUCGCGCGGAAGGGCGUCACCUUCCGCAAGAACAUCCAGCUCGUCGCGUUUUCGGGCGAAGAGCAGGGCCUCUACGGUUCGAAGGCGUACGCUCGGGAGAUGUAUGAGUUGGGCGCGAACCUGACGCUCAUGAUCCAAGCUGACAUGCUGGGAUACCAUGCGCCCGGAGAACCAGCGCAGCUUGGGCUCCCCGCGAGCAUCGGAAGUGUGGAGGUGAUGCAGCUGGUGUCGAACAUCUCGGCGAUAUACAGUCCGGAGCUCGUGGUUGGCACGACGAGGGCUUGCUGCAGUGAUCACCAGAGCUUCCAUGAAUUAGGCUUCCCGGCGACGCAGGUGUUUGAACGCGCCGGCCCCAUUGCUGACCCCAUGUAUCACAACAGUGGUGAUCUCAGCGACCGUGAGGGCUACGACUUUGGACAGGUCCGCUCGAUUGCGAAGGUUCAGUUCGCUACCCUCCUGCACGCGGCAGGCUUUGACCUGCCGGAGUAG
Fomitopsis serialis is the source of this 1404-nucleotide messenger RNA. RefSeq lists its product as uncharacterized. The transcript is spliced from 8 exons. Gene Ontology annotation, biological process: proteolysis. The record is from RefSeq and is a predicted model, not a curated record. Gene Ontology annotation, molecular function: metalloexopeptidase activity. Bases 1 to 1404 code for a protein of 467 amino acids. NCBI's taxonomy places the organism in Eukaryota, Fungi, Basidiomycota, Agaricomycetes, Polyporales, Fomitopsidaceae.